UUGUAAUUAAACAGCUUAUAUUUCAAGUUAAAAUAAUUUGCAUGAAAAUUUUUUUUUAAUUACACAAAAUUUGAGCAGGUAAUAUAAUAAUACACAAUCUACACUACAGACACACCUUAAAAUACUUAACUUUAUCAAUUGCACAAAAUGGAUGGGCACAGAGGAAAUUCACUGUGCAAAACUUGGCUUUUUUGAUUCGGACAUAAAAAGAGUGAGCAUGUCAGAGUCGAACAGCCCGUCAUAUUCAGUCGAGAGCGACCGCUUCUUCGAUCCGAAUUUCACCGCUGAAAUCAGCCAGAAGAUGCGCGUUCCCAAGCGUAUCAACGUCGACGGAGUGAGCGAUAUGCCCAACAUGAACCGUUCAGAGUCUCACUGGAUGCCUGCAGAAAAGCUGGACAUGCAUGUCCCCGAGAGGAUCGUCGUAGCCGAGGAUCCAUAUCUGGAUAAUAUUAUGUAUCUGGGCCAAGAAACACAUUUUGGAACCAAAGCCCUCCCUAGGGAAAUAGUCCUGGACAAUACGAUCAUUCCUUCUGACCCAGGCGUUAGAGUUCAGACACCUCCCAGGGUAAUUACAAUUGAUUCGAACUACUACCAUGAUGACUACCAACCUUCGCCAAUUUUUUCCAUGCCACCUCGCAAGCAGGACAUGGACAGGAGGUUCGAUAUGUCACAUGUUAACAACAACUCCGUCAACUUAAAUGAUUCUGUGGCUUCGGUUGAAGGGAUGACUCUUAAUGAGGAAGUUGUCCACCUAAGGAGACAGUUGGCAAAGCUAAAUCGCAGGGUAAUGACAGUUGAGCUGGACAAUCUUCAGCGCCAGAACAGGGACAAAAUCGUCUAUGCGCUUGGUCUUGCUUACUUUUUUUUCAAGACGUUCAUCUGGCUCAGCCGUUCUUCAUAAGUUCCAAGCGGAUGAAUUUCAGCAGUUAGCAGCAUCACGUUUCGUACAACUGUACAUAUUAACAUCGGUUGUAUUUUCCCAUGAAAGAAAAAAAUCAAAAACUGGAUCGCUUGGAAAUUGUAGGCUUUCAGGUUGUAAAUCGUCAUCUGCACCCUACCUUUGUGCCAUUUUUUGUUAGACUUUCCUCUUUUUUUUUGUCUAUUGUUAA
Molecule: messenger RNA, 1109 nt
Organism: Cimex lectularius (bed bug)
Lineage: Eukaryota; Metazoa; Arthropoda; Insecta; Hemiptera; Cimicidae
Gene: Tango11
Product: transport and Golgi organization protein 11
Exons: 7
Coding region: 152-901 (249 amino acids)
Source: RefSeq, a predicted model, not a curated record